CCAGUUGGGGAGGAGGUAGCUAGGUGUGCAGGGAUUGGCUGAGCCACUCAAGCCCCACCUCUGCCAGUUCAGAGAUAAGGACAGGAAAGAAGACUCCCUAGGAAGAGGACAGAAGUUUCGGGGGAUUAAGUGCUCCAGACAGAAGGAUGCUGCAGCUGAGCCUAUCCUGGCUGGGACUGGGGCCAGUGGAAGCCUCACCAUGGCUACUCCUGCUCCUGGUUGGGGCUUCCUGGCUCCUGGCCCGAGUCCUGGUCUGGACCUGCACCUCCCUUGACAAUGUUCGCCGCCUCCGAGGUUUCCCGCAGCCUCCAAAACCGAACUGGCUCUUGGGUCACAUGGGCCAGAUUGAGAGCUCAGAGGAGGGUCUCCUGUAUACACAGGACCUGGCCAGCACCUAUGGGGAUGUGUGCUGCUGGUGGGUGGGACCCUGGCACGCAGUCAUCCGCAUCUUCCACCCCACCUGCAUCAAGCCUGUGCUCUUUGCUCCAGCUGCCGUCGCACCCAAGGAUGUGGUCUUCUACGACUUUCUGAAGCCCUGGCUGGGGGAUGGGCUCCUGCUGAGUGCUGGUGACAAGUGGAGCAGCCACCGUCGCAUGCUGACACCUGCCUUCCACUUCAACAUCCUGAAGCCCUACAUGAAGAUUUUCAAUGACAGCGUGAAUGUCAUGCAUGCCAAGUGGCAGCGUCUGGUCACAGAGGGCCACAACCGUUUGGACAUGUUUGAACACAUCAGCCUCAUGACCCUGGACAGUCUGCAGAAAUGUGUCUUCAGCUUUGACAGCAAUUGCCAAGAGAAGCCUAGUGAAUAUAUUGCUGCCAUCUUGGAGCUCAGUGCUCUUGUGGCAAAACGGCACCAGCAGAUCUUCCUGCACCUGGACUUCCUGUACUACCUCACCCCUGAUGGGUGGCGCUUCCAUAAGGCCUGCCGCCUAGUUCACGACUUCACAGAUGCCGUCAUCCAGGAGCGGCGCAACACCCUUCCCACAGAGGGCAUUGAUGACUUCCUCAAGGCCAAGGCUAAGGCUAAAACUUUGGACAUCAUUGAUGUGCUCCUGCUGACCAAGGAUGAAGAUGGGAAGGGAUUGUCAGAUGAAGAUAUCCGAGCUGAAGCUGACACCUUCAUGUUUGAGGGCCAUGACACCACAGCCAGUGGCCUCUCCUGGGUCCUGUACAACCUGGCAAAGCACCCAGAAUACCAGGAGCGCUGCCGGCAGGAGGUGCAUGAGCUCCUGAGGGACCGUGAGCCUAAAGAGAUUGAAUGGGAUGACCUGGCACAGUUGCCCUUCCUGACCAUGUGCAUCAAGGAGAGUCUGCGGUUGCAUCCUCCCGUCACUGUCAUCUCCCAUCGCUGUACCCAGGACAUUGUGCUCCCAGAUGGCCGGAUCAUCCCCAAAGGUGUUAUCUGCCUCAUCAGUAUUUUUGGGACCCACCACAACCCAUUGGUGUGGCAAGAUCCUGAGGUCUAUGAUCCAUUCCGCUUCGACCCAGAAAACAUCAAGGAGAGGUCACCUCUGGCUUUCAUCCCUUUUUCAGCGGGGCCCAGGAACUGCAUUGGGCAGACAUUCGCUAUGACAGAGAUGAAAGUGGUCCUGGCUCUCACACUACUGCGCUUCCGUGUUCUGCCGGUGGAGGAAGAGCCGCGCAGGAAGCCAGAGCUGAUUCUGCGCGCGGAGGGCGGACUUUGGCUGCGGGUGGAGCCGCUGAGCGCAAGCCCUCAGUGAGGCAUUUCCUCCAGGCCUGGGACUCAGUCCAAUACCAUCCCCAUACUUGCGCAGAUUCCCAGCAAUAAAACUGUGUUGUCACUUUUA
Sus scrofa (pig) is the source of this 1808-nucleotide messenger RNA. It is a transcript of the gene CYP4F52, whose product is annotated as cytochrome P450 family 4 subfamily F member 52. NCBI's taxonomy places the organism in Eukaryota, Metazoa, Chordata, Mammalia, Artiodactyla, Suidae. The record is from RefSeq and is a predicted model, not a curated record. Gene Ontology annotation, molecular function: oxidoreductase activity, acting on paired donors, with incorporation or reduction of molecular oxygen; heme binding; iron ion binding.